CGGGGAUCCCCUGCGCCUGCGGUUAAGUUAGGCUCUGCAGCCUGCCACCCUCUGUUGUUCCACACCUCUGCGCUAAAUCAGCGCUACGUCCUUCGUAUAUAUAAACCCUCCCCCGCCGUGCUUCCCCCCUUUGGACCCCCCACACCCUGCCUCUCUGACAUACACUCACACCGUACCAUGCAGCAGCCCACUCUCCAAAACAUGCGCAUCCGCUCCACGCGCGAUGCAUGCCAAAUAUUCUACGCCGUCGCAAGAAAUGUCCUGCGCAUGACCACCCACCGCCUCGACGCGGAAGAGCGCCGAGCAAUAAAAUCCGGCAACGUCUACGUCUGGGAGGAACGUUGCGCCAACGCCGAAGCCACCGGUAUGGGCAUGGAGCGAUGGACUGACGGCAUGGGCUGGGGGCCCAGUCGCGUCCGAGACGACUUCCUGUUCUAUCACCAGCGCGAGAACGGUCUCAACGAAGACUCGGGCCACCCCUCCGCGCGGUGGACCACCAUGAUGAAGGGUCGCGAUACUCGCGGCGGAAAGCCGGCAUUCGCCCGCUCGGACGCUGAACGCCUUAUAAAGCAAACAUACAGCGUCCACGUAUCCUUGCCCGAGGACAGACCGCGAGGUGUCACUCGGAAAUGGCAUCUUACCGCAUACUUCAGCCAGACCACUCUGGAUAGUCUGGGCACCAUCGAUGACAUCCCCAACGUGGGGGAUGUACCUGCGCCGGAAGGUUGGUUUCGUAGUGCUCGCGCCAGCAAGGGGAAACGUGCGGAGAAUGGGUCGGGCGAUGAGCUCGUCUCUGCUCAGGACCCAUGGGGCCUCGGAUUCCAACCUCCCCCGAACCAUGGGAUGUCUCAGUUCCCCGUUGAGCCCGCCUUCGCCGUGCAAGGCAUGCAGUUUGUCGGGCCUGCCUCAGCCGGUAACGUACCGCACGCUGCGUACACCUACGGCCCUCGCCAGACGGUGCGUGUCGACUACCAACCUGUCGCGGGUACAAGUGUGCAACCCUACGGUGCCUCCCAACCCGCGGGACGUCCACAUCUGCCGACAUUGCAAGACAGCGGCCUUAAAUCCUACCGCGACCCGUCCCCGCUGAACUUCACCUCCUCCAACUCAGCGUCGUCCUCGUCGGACUACGACGCCUCACCGCGCCUGCCCUUUGCGUCCCCUCUCACGCCGCCGCCUGUCAACACGCGCACCAAGGCCGUCGUGGUCCAGGCUGAGCGAUCGUCGGGCGGACCGCGUGACCUCGUUCCGCUCGAUGUGCUGCAGGCUGCCUCGCGCAUACCGCGCGACCCCGUCGACGAGCAAUUUUUGCGGAAGCUGUCCAAGUCGAAGACGGGCAGCCGGGACGUGCCCCGCUCGUUCGCUGGGUCGCCGCACCAGAGGCUCGGCGCACCAAUCCUCGACGGUGAAGACAUCAAACCCCGCAUCCCCUUGCAAGCGGAGUGGUGAAAGCCGCGGGUGUCGUGCGCGCGCGCCUCUCCGAAGGACCCUCAAAAUUUGCCCCCUUGUUUACAAUAUUCGUAAUGGUUAACGGACGCUGAAGCAUAACGCUAGCUAUACCCCGCAUAUGUACAUGUACUAUACAGCAUGUAUCCUCCCUGUAACUCGCUCUGACAUCGCAGUGCUCUCGAGGACACUUCGCUCUUCCGUGUCGCUCCGCCCACGCUAUGCAUGUGCUCCUGGCUUUCACCGCAUCCCCCUUCAAUCCCCCUUGCCCUGCAAGCUCUACAUGACUACGUUCCGUACCUGCCUAAUGUGAAGGGGCGAAAGGCUGAUCGACCCUGACUCGGUCCGGGAGACGCAUGGUCGG
Molecule: messenger RNA, 1810 nt
Organism: Rhodofomes roseus
Lineage: Eukaryota; Fungi; Basidiomycota; Agaricomycetes; Polyporales; Fomitopsidaceae
Product: Gti1/Pac2 family-domain-containing protein
Exons: 6
Coding region: 178-1449 (423 amino acids)
Molecular function (GO): DNA binding
Source: RefSeq, a predicted model, not a curated record